AAGCGGCUUUUACCGACGAGGAAGCGGAUGCGGAAGUUAGUUGGUUCCGGGAGUUGGGACAUGGAGUCCGGGCAGCUGCCGGUGUGGCGCGGCCUGGGGCUGCUGGGGAGAGGCGUGGAGGGCCCCGCGCUCGGGCCCGGCGGUUGCGAGCGGCGGCUGCUCUGGGUCGCGUCAUUGCUGUGCGUCUUGCUGGAUUUGCAGUUGCCAGGUUUGCUGGCUGCUGGACAAGCCGAAAUUGAAAACCACCUGGAAAUGGGCCGGAAGCUUUUGGCUGCUGGGCAGCUGGCUGAGGCGCUGUCACACUACCACUCAGCAGUGGAAAGUGAUCCCAAGAACUAUCUUACUUACUACAAACGGGCAACCGUCUAUUUGGCCAUGGGCAAAUUCAAGUCAGCGCUACCAGAUCUCUCCAAGGCUAUUGAGCUCAAGCCGGAUUUCCUGGCUGCGCGACUGCAGCGAGGCAACAUCCUCCUGAAGCAAGGCAGUACGCAAGAGGCCAAGCAGGACUUUGAAGCUGUGCUCCAGAGCAAUCCAGAUAACACAGAGGCGCAAAGCCAGCUUGCACGAGUCAACGAGCUGGAGUUUUCCAUGCAAGAGGCCCGGACUGCCUUCCAGAGGAAAAAUUACCUAGGAGCCAUCAGUAUUCUGGAUCAAGCAAUUGAGGUUUCUCCCUGGGACCCGGAAGCCAAGGAGAUGCGCUCCGAGUGCCACUUGUUCCUCGGCAACUACAACAAAGCCAUCCUCGACUUGAAACCCACCACCAAGCUGCGGAACGACAACCGGGGGGCUUUCCUGAAGCUCAGCAAGCUCUACUACGCCCUGGGGGAACACGAAGAAUCCUUGAACCAAGUGCGAGAGUGCUUGAAGCUGGACCAGGACGACAAAGACUGCUUCUCCCACUACAAGCAAGUGAAGAAGCUCUCCAAGCAGCUAGAGGCAGCUGAGGAACACGUCAAAGCUCAGAGGUACGAAGAAGCCAUUGAGAAAUACAAAGCAGCGGUCAAAACGGAGCCCAACGUGGCAAUCUAUACCACCAAGGCAAAAGGGCACAUCUGCCACUGUUUAAGCAAGAGCAAACAGCCUCACGAAGCCAUCGACGUCUGCACGGAAGCCCACCACCUUGACCCCAGGAACGUCUUCAUCCUGCGGGACAGAGCUGAGGCGUACAUCCUGAACGAGGAAUUCGAGAAAGCUAUUGAAGAUUACCAGGAAGCCAAAGAAUUCGACGCGGAAAACGAAGAGUUGAAAGAAGGGCUGGAGAGGGCACAGAAGUUGCUGAAGCAGUCCAAGAAACGAGACUACUACAAGAUCUUGGGGAUACGAAGGAACGCAAACAAGCAGGAAAUCAUCAAGGCCUACCGGAAACUAGCUCAGCAGUGGCACCCUGACAACUUCCAGUCAGAAGACGAGAAAAAGGCAGCAGAGAAGAAGUUUAUAGACAUCGCAGCGGCAAAAGAGGUCCUGACGGAUUCAGAAAUGCGGCAGAAGUUCGACUCCGGCGAGGACCCUCUGGACCCGGAAAACCAGCAGGGAGGGGCCGGCCACCAGCACCACUGGCCCUUUGAGUUCAACCCGUUCGGCUCCGGGAACUUCCACUUCAAAUUUCACUUCAAUUAACUGGGCCGAGUCUGGGAGACAGAACUGUGGCUGGCCGGCGGACGCGCGACCCCUCGGCUUCGCUCCCCCCAAGACUGAGACCGCAGGAGUUACCACUCCAUCGUGGGAGGGCGAAGCUUGGAGGGGCAUUCCUGCUAGAGUCAAAACACCCCUGUUUCAGAUGUCCUGGAGCUCUUUGCCCGAGGGCUGAAGUCUGAAUAAAGACGAUGACUUUGUUUCUAGUGACGUUGCCUGGCCUGCUAGUGUCAGUGGGACGUCCCAUGCAUGCAGAGCUGACUGGAAUCCCUACCGUCCAAGGCGAACCUCAAAACAGAUAAAUUCAAUUGACCUGGUCGGGAUAUAAUUUCCCAGCGGCCGGGCUAAGCUAUGUGUAUUUUUAAGGCAGCGACGCAAAGUUCUCUGCCUCCCACCGGCCAGCUGUCGAGAAACCUUCGCCGGCACCUGAGCUUUGUAGCUUUUCUCUACCGCACCUUGGUUUGAAGAAACCCUUUUUUUUUAAAAAAAAAAGUGCCAUUUGUCGUCCUGUCCGGUUGUUGUUCUCAUAUACCCGUAGGAGAAAGUCCACGUAGGGUGGUACGACAGGUAAGAUAUUCCCUACAGCGAUUGAGAUCAGAAGGCUGCUCUGAGCCCGGAAACCGUAUCCUCUUCCGUUACGGCACGUUCUGUGUCGCUUUCUUUUGGCGCGGCUGUCCUGCGACUAUCAUCUUUUUUUGUGGGGAUAGAACACCCCCACCCCCGUUUUGUUAACCUGUCUUGUCCUGUGGUAAAAACGGUUAUCACAAACGGGGAAGACUCUGGUAUUAUGUACUGACUGUGCGUUCUUAAUCCUGCAGUUAUGAGCGGGGCCCCAAUUCUGAACUUUCGGGGUUUAAUUCACUCUUUUUCCCCACCACGACCGCUUCAAGUGUGACGUUGCAACAGAAUCGAGACCCCUCUGUCGUUCGGUUCCGAUUUAGUUUCCAACUUGGUUUUCUCCCUUCCGCUCUGGGGAAGGGAGACGCGCUCUGCUCUUCCCCCACCCCCUCCAAAUACAGUAGUUAAAACGUGGUCCAUUUCAGUCACCACCCCAGGAGCGAAGCAGAAAUGUUACAGAGGGGCAUAACCGCUACCUUUACUGAAAGUGUCAAGAUUAAAAGUUUGUAUUGCAAA
Molecule: messenger RNA, 2766 nt
Organism: Sphaerodactylus townsendi
Lineage: Eukaryota; Metazoa; Chordata; Lepidosauria; Squamata; Sphaerodactylidae
Product: dnaJ homolog subfamily C member 3-like
Exons: 12
Coding region: 28-1617 (529 amino acids)
Biological process (GO): protein folding in endoplasmic reticulum
Cellular component (GO): endoplasmic reticulum
Molecular function (GO): misfolded protein binding; protein-folding chaperone binding
Source: RefSeq, a predicted model, not a curated record